AAAAUUAGUUGCACAAAAAAAACUAGAACAAAGUUAACAAAUCUGAAGAAACUCCUUACAGAUGCUGGCUCCAAUAUCUGAUUCGUAGUUACCGAAAACGUCCGUGACCGGAAAACUAAGGCGAAUCUCCCGUGAUCUGCGUAUCUAAGGAGCAAGACGGGACGGGCGGGUUUGAAGGCUGCUUUUGCUGAUCGACGUCAGUUAAUGUUACACUAAAAUUAUACUGUACUUUCGACUGGAGUUGACUUGGCUUGCUUCUUCGUCUCUCUGCUUCUGGUCUGUGGGCUUUAAGGCACAUUGAAAUCAAUAUGACGGCAAUAAAAAUCAGGGUUGGGGCUGAUCCACGUGGGAAAUCCACUCCUCUUUUUUUAGACUUAUUUUGCCGCAGUCUUAUUAUCCUGUGUACAUUUCUGUCUGUCAUCCUCUCAUCUAUUGCGGUGUGUGAUGGUCACUGGCUGCUUGCCGACCGCCGUAUGUUCGGCCUCUGGUAUUUCUGCUCACUGGAGGAGCAGCAGGGCUCUGUGUUGGGGUCCCAGAGUUUUAAAGCAUCCUCUAACUGCACUAGACACCUGGAGGAGGCAGGGGUGGAUGGUCUGGGUGUAGGCUUGGCGUCGUGUCGUUUCGUGAUUACUCUGGCUGUGGUCAGUGCCAUAUUUGGACUGGAGUUGCUUGUGAUGUCACAGGCCAGUGAAGGGAGGGAUUCCAGUCGACGCUGGACCCUCGGGGCACGGCUGGUGCUGCUGGCAGGGGUAAUGGCUGCCGCAGGAAUUGCAUCUUUUGUACUCCUGUUAGGGGCAUUUGCAACGCUCCUUGGGUUUACUCUCACCUUCUGGUGUCAGUUCACUGCCACCUUCCUGUUCUUCCUCAAUGGAAUGGCAGCGCGGCACAUCCAGCAUAUUGAACCGCUGCUGCCCUUUAGUGGACAUCCUGACAAACUGUAGAAAGAAGGCCGGCACCAACAAUAAACUCUCUAAAACUAAAAUGGAUUUUGAAUAAAUAAAUAAUGAUUUAUAAAUAGUGAACUUUCUUAAAAGGUCUCAAAAAGGCCAAUUGUAUCAAUGUUAAUAUUUGAAAUUGCACUUUGCAUUGUGUUGUGUUUUAGGGUUGAAGGAAAUGUCUGUAAACUUAAUAGAAAAUAUCCUUUAAGAAAAUUACUGCAGGCCUGGUGUGCAAAUAAAUGAUUUUUUUUUUUUUUUUUUUUUACAGCAGAUUGUUGCAUUCUAUAAUUUUUAUUUGUGUUAAUAAUUUUUUAAUUGUUUUUAAUGUAAUUAAUAUUAUUGAUGACCAGCAGCUGACAACUGACUCAAGUUUCAUCUGUGAACAGUGCAUCUUUAUGGUUCAUUUAAUAAAGAAUAACAGGUUAUUUAAUAAAGGAGCCUCACGUCUACAUAAUUAAACAGACUUUCAAAGUAUUUUAGUACUUUCUUAACAAGAUUUUUCUUUACAUUUUUGUGUUUUACAAUAAUAUUUUACAGGGAAAAUACAUGGAUAAUAGGUCUUCAAGGCAUCAUCAUCAAUAUUUACACAGAUAUACAAGACAAUGAAAAAAUAUAAAGGGUCAAUGUCUUCUUUAAAAUAUGUUUCUUGAGGUUCACUUAUGAAGGUAAUUUUUUUUUUUUUAUUAUUAAUGCAAAAACAAAUAUUUUUUUUUUUGCUAAACAUGUUUCUCACCUCCCAUAAUGCUAGAUUUUUGAUGCUCAGUUUCCUUUUAGGGUGUGUUUACACUUGGCAGGUUUGGUUUGAUUAAAAAAAAAAAAAAAAAACUCUGGUGUGAUUUCUCUGUUAGUUUGGUUCAUUUGUAUGUGUGAAUGCUGCCAUCAAAACCUUGGUGCUCAUCAAGAAAUAAAGGAAACUUCCAAAUACCCACACUUGUGGUCUUGUCCAUCUGAGGGGCACAGGCACACAACAGAAAGUAAAUGCUCAAGACUCUCCCAGACACACGGUGCGUUCCAAAUGGGAUAUAUCCCCCUCCGAAGUACACUUUGGAGUGAAAACAAUCAUGGCCGCCAUUUUGAAGGGUCGUUCCAAGCCGAAGUGAUCAAAACUGGCCACUUCAAAGGGCCCCUUCAGAAUGAAGGAUUUGAAGGGUACAACUGAUGGACACUUCAGGCCCCUAUGCUCCUUUGCGCUGGUUCGUUCCAUGAUGAUGGCGCCUCCAUGUGGGCACGGUAUGAUGGUGCUUAAGGGAACUUCAGGAAACAGCUGGUUGGUCCCCUACACCAGGGAUCUCCAACCCGGCUCCUAGAGAGUUACCAUCCUACAGACUUCAGUUCCAUCCCUGCUCCAACAUAACGGUCUGUAAUUAUCAAGUAUCCCUGAACACCUUGAUUAGCUGCUUCAGGUGUGUUUAAUUGGGGUUGGAGCUGAAAUCUGCAGGACAGUAGCUCUCCCGGAGCAGGGUUGGAGACCCCUGCCCUACACCCUUUGAAGCUCUCACUCUGGAGGGUAAACCCUUUGAAGGGAUUAGGGCAUAGAGAUGAGCCCUUCCGAAUAGAAUGCAGGGACAGAUACAGGUAUAACUAGAUGCCCUUUAUUAGCAGCUGUUUCUAUGGGCCACUUUUUUUUAAGCUGUCUGCUGUACUGGAAUAGUCCAAACAUGUCCAUCAACACUUGAGAGCAAGUUUCCUGUGUGUCUGCAAAGUUCUGUGUCAUGCCAAGUUCUGUCAUGAACUCCAGUUGGCGCAGGCUGAUGGGUCAUUCAAGCAAACUGAUGAUAUUUACGGCAUUAAACUACUUGGCACAAGCUGAUUGGUUUAUGUUGUAUAUGCAGCCAGUUAGCUUGAUUGUUUACAAUUAAAUGGCUGGUUAGCAUCUACUAGAGCAUUUCAAUGGGGAAGCAUUCCAACUUCCCCAGCUCCAACUGUAAUCUGCAAUGGGUUAUUACAUGUAUAUGUUAUUUGUGCAGCAUCAGUAUGUCUUAAAUACUCACAGCACCAUAUAAACACAUGUAAUGGCAGUAGCAAGUUCCUGUACUUGCUUUGCAGCAGCAGUAAUAACCAACAGCAGCAGCACAGCAGAUCUAUUCUGCCAAGACCAAAUACAUUAACACAUAUAGAUUACCAUGCUAACAUCUUCUGAGAGCUGUGAUUGACAGAACUGUAGUUAUACCCAUGCAUGUAUAGUUUAUCAGCAGUAGAGUUCAGCAGAUGCUUUUUCUAAACUAACACAAUUACUAAAUUGUUUAUUCUGUUAGAUACUACUGAACAGACAUUUAUAAAUUCAUUCAAAAUCAAAGUAAAGCAAGGUAAACACUUGCAUUUUUACUGCAUCUGAAACCACAAAUAACCUAUAUUGUAGGCGACAGACAGUAUGUGACAAAAGAAGUAUGUCUGAAUUCAAAAUACUCAUAAAAGAGGUAGCAAAAAGUACCAAGAUGACCUACUACAACCGGUGUGAUUCUGAAGUGUGCAUACAAUGGACACUUUACUAUCCCAUGAGGCCACGGGAGAGGAUUUAUGAAUUGCAGUGAAAUGAUGCAACUGACUCUGGUAGGUCACAUGACAGUGACUGUAGAUGUAUGAAUGUAGUACAUCCACAUUAAUUCAUGAUACACACAUUCAGACUAAGAGUAUAUUUAGAACAUACUCUUUUUACAGUCGCAAAGUAGUUACUUACUCAAAAAAGGUACCUACUCAAGAGAGUGUGCGAUUUCUACACACGCUUGUGAACUUCACACCCAUUUAAACGCUUGGAUCAAAUACAGGAAAUACGUCAUGUACUGUAAGUAGACAAGUGGUCAAGUGAAAAGACCACAAGUGUGGGUAUUUGGACAAGCCCCUUGGACAGGCACGGUUGCGGUUCGACCGAAAGACAUCUAAACAAACUAAAACAGGAUGUGAUGUCACGAGAUGUGACAAAGGUACAGUAACUGGUUCUUUUCAUCGUAGGAGCUACACUUCAGUCCAAGCAUCAAAACUGGUCAGGCCCUUAUAGCAGAUCUUCAUGUGUUCAGUGGAGGAAACACUGCCACUGUUUUGACUUCGUUACACAUCCCAUAAGCUCUUUGUGAGUUAUAACCAGGUAAAAACAACACCAUACAGUACCUACACAUGUAAAACGAGCACAUUUAGCCUAGUAAACAGCAGCUGUUUUAGAUGUUUAGUAACUUCAGUUCUUUUAUGGUCUGGACCAAAAGAACCAAACUACAAGUGUAUACACACCAUAAGACUUUUCAGAAACAGCCAUUGUUUUGAUUAGCCAACGUCAUUACAUCUCAUUCCUCGGGUGCUUCUCAUUACUUAAAUAGUGAGGAUAAGAGGACACACAAAUUAGGAAAUGAGAUGUGCCUCUUGUCACCUCGCUGCUCACCACUUCUGGACGGCUAUGGAAAGGUAAAUUCUGUGUUCAUGUUUAGACGUAGAUGCAAAUGUCUGUUAAAGCAUGACAUUGCAUUGUGGAUAUUGCAGAAAAAAAAAACACUAUUUUGAGGGAGGAGGACUUUUUGCAGUCUGAAAAGUAUUUAACAUUUGGUAAAAUAAGCUUUUAUGUCAAAAGAUCAAAGAAAAUGUAAUUCUUGUAAAUCAUGACAUCUUUAAAUAAUCUCACAUAUUGUGCUCUCACUACCUAAUAUUGAUGUUUUCUCAUAUUUAUAUAAUAAGUUACUUUCACUGGACACAUGGAUUUGUUUUAUAAUACUAUAACACCACCAAGAACAGGCAGAUACAAGACAAAUACAAUCUUUUUCAUGAAUUGUUUGUUAUGGCUGGUUUGUUUUAGUUAAUCUGAGGGAUUGUGUGUUUAUAAUGGACUGUGGAUGAUUUUAGCCUGUUGUAUUGUGGUUUGAGUGAUCUCAGGCGGUGUUGGGUGCUUGUGGUCAGAUGAUCUGUGUGCUGGGACGUGUCAGAAG
Messenger RNA from Carassius auratus (goldfish), 4846 nucleotides. Its product is annotated as voltage-dependent calcium channel gamma-like subunit. The coding region runs from base 309 to 941 and encodes 210 amino acids. Lineage: Eukaryota; Metazoa; Chordata; Actinopteri; Cypriniformes; Cyprinidae. The record is from RefSeq and is a predicted model, not a curated record. The transcript is spliced from 2 exons. Gene Ontology annotation, molecular function: calcium channel activity; voltage-gated monoatomic ion channel activity. Gene Ontology annotation, cellular component: membrane.